AUGAAUAUACAUCAUGGGCAUUAAGAUUCAAUCUUGAACACCUCACUGGCCAUAGUUGUAAUUAAUUCUAAUGACAUAGAAUCAACACCACAACACUUUUGACAUUUUGGUAGACGACGAAUCAGAACACAAGUUCUGGACCAACAAAAGGAAAUAUCAAUUCAAAUGUCUUUUGAGAAGAAUAGCACUCAUGCUCUACAACUCUGGUCCCGUGUAUUUUACCUACUUGAUAGUGAGUCUCUACAUUUUUAAAUUAUUGCGCAAAGUUGAUACAGACAAGGCGUUUCGAUAAUAAUACAUGAAGUAAUGUAUUUAUUUAUUGCAAUCAAGAUAAUACGUCUACGAUUACAUGCUCUGCAUUUGCAUAGUCUGCAUUUACACAAUCUUUUUAUAUGGACUGUUCAAUCAUUCAGGUAACUUCAAAUUCUAAAUAUCAAAGAGUUGUCGGAAGUGAAUCGAGAAUACUUUCAUUGGGCAGUCAAUUGUGUUAUGUUCAUCAUGCUGUAUGCCAUAUUCAUUACGCAAAAGGAGUUGGUGAAAAUCGAAGAAGUGGAAAUCGAGAAAGCAGUAAUCCCGAUUUCAAAUUAUUGUUUAGCAAUAAAUCAGGACUCAAAAAGAUAAGGAGCAGAGAUAUGUGUUUUCCUUCAACUUCUCCUUCCUAUUCAGCCAACAGAAUUUCUACAACAUUGGUCUUGGCAGAGCCCACAUGGAUUUCAUCAAGGCACAAGAUUCCCAGGACAAGGACAAUCUCAACACUAUUUAAUAAUUCUCUAAACAAGUUGAUCACAUCAUCGACAAAGAGAAUCUGGACCCAACCAUGAUUUACUUCAGCAUGUGUUCCGAUUUCAUAAAUAGUGAAAUAUAAGCAUCUCCUAUGGCAAAGAAAAGGAAAUCCAAAUUGGUCAAGGAAGUGGAGAAGGCUAAGUCUGUUUUGGACUAUCUCCAGGAUUUGGGAUUCAACGGAAAUCGGAGUGUAUUCUAACACUUCCUAUUGCCACAUUACAUUUACACCAGAAAAUUCCUAAUCCCAGAUUCCAAUUUACAGAUCAUCGUGGUCAUAACCCUUAUCACUCUGAAGGUCUUAAUACCGAUUUUCUUUUUGUUUUGGCCCAUUCAUCCUUACACUCUCAUCUACUCAGUGAUAUUUAUGGGAUUCUACAUGCAUUUUCUAUCUAUUAUCUUCCAAUUAGUAUUGAAUGAUGAUCUGAAAACUAGAAACUACAUCCUAUAGGCUUUGAAUAAGAUCAUCACUAUAGACAUGGAUCAAGAAGACGCACUGCAUGAAUUAAUCGACAUUACCUGUUCACUCAGUCUUCAGAGUUGGAAUCUGAUGAGAACAGUCGUUAUUUACAUUGAGAAGAAGAAGAAAAUAGAGUACAAUUAUGUCUAUGGUUUUCUGGCUCUUUAUGGAGCUAUGUGUUUCGGUGGAUUUACACUGUGUAAUUUCGAAUUACCGUUCAUGCAAGCCAUAAAUUAUUGCGAUGACGACGUUCUAUUGUAUAACAUUCAUGCUGACAUCGUAUUAUCUUUUAUCAUCUGUAUGGGCAGGAUCUACUAGGGCUCUAAUUUCAAUCAGACUUUUAAUGAAAUAGAUUCAGUAAACAAUGAUAAUUACAUUAGAACAUUCACAAACUCACUGCAAUAUAUGAAGACUUAUACACGUUAUUUGAUUAUUACUUCAAGAACAAGGAUAUAGUAGACAAUAGAAUAUAUAGACAAGUCAUUGAAUUGAUUUACACAUAUCAAAAGAAGAAAAUGCAAAUGCCAUUACAAAGGAAUAUCAAAAAUAAGGUAGAUGUAAUUGAGACUGAGGAAAUGAUCAUAAUGAGAGACAAAGUAGCUGAGAUUAAGAGUUGUUUGGAGAAGAUCUAGAGUAACGUAGAGAGAGAUGUCAAGAAAUGCCAUGAUAAAUUCAUUGGUAUUUUUGAUGCAAAUUUCAAAAAACAAAUGAGAAUCAUGAUUUUUGUUAUAAUAACAUUUGUACCAUCCUUAUCAACAAAGUAAUAUUAUAGUUAUUUCUAUUAGAGUGUACAAAUAUCUUAGUUAAAUGAUGUGA
Paramecium octaurelia is the source of this 2056-nucleotide messenger RNA. The record is from the annotation of a GenBank genome assembly. Lineage: Eukaryota; Ciliophora; Oligohymenophorea; Peniculida; Parameciidae.